GCUUCUUGCGCUUUUCGGUCGGGUUGCCGCGAACGAACGCUUCGUGGCGACGCGUGUCGGAGUUUCAAGCAUUCUUCCUGUCGGACGUCUGCGGCGGAGCGUGGAGGCUGUCGUCGCCGCCUCACCUAAGUUACCCACGUCCGUCCAAGACACCGGACGACGCCGGCGGUGUUCCGCCAUGGUGGGCCUGGCGAAGACGUCUUCCUCAGCCGGCUUGUCGGCAUCUCGUGCCGACCUGUUUCGCACCGUCUCAUCGGCCGGUGCCGCCGCGCUUAUGGGCGGCGGAGGAACUGGAGUUCAUUAUCUCGUCGAGCUCUGGAGAAACGAUCAAUAUGACAAGAUAUCCCAGCACACUCAUCAAGGCCUGCAGUUUCUAGAGAACUUUAGUCAAUUCAUCAAGGACCGUUCGACAAUCGAGACGGACUAUGCUGCGCGACUCAGGAAGCUUGCAAAGAGCUAUCAACCGAAGAAGAAAGAUGAUGAGGACAACGGUUACACGUCAUCGAAGGCAUUCUGCUUGGUCUUGAAUGAAAUCAACGACAUUGCUGGUCAGCAUGAACUCAUCGCAGAGAACCUCUCCACGAGCAUAAACAGGGAAGUCGCCACACUCAUCAAGGAGCUUAAAGAGGAACGCAAGAGGCUUUUGUCCGAGGGUUCCAAACUGCAGACAGCUCUGCAGAAUUCUGUUACAUCGCUUGACAAGAGUAAAAAAUACUACGAGAAGAUGUUCAGAGAAGCAGAAAAGGCUCAAGAGGCAUUUGCUAAGGCUGAUGCUGACCUCCAGCUCUCCAGGGCAGACUUGGAAAAGGCAAAACAAAACUCGCUGGCUAAAAAUAAAGCUUGUGAAGACUCAAAAACGGAUUAUGCAAAUCAGCUACAGAAGACAAACCUGCUCCAACAAAAGCAUUAUAGUGAACUUAUGCCAAAAGUGUUUGAGCAACUGCAGAGCUUAGAUGAACGUAGAACAGCAUCUCUACAGAACUACAUAAAGAAGGCCGCAGAGAUUCACCGAGAAGUCAUUCCUAUCAUUCUCAAAUGUCUCGAUGAAAUCGUAGUUGCGGCCGACUCCAUAGACCCAAAAAAGGAUGCUGAAACAGUGGUGGAAAAGUACAAGUCCGGCUUUGUGCCCGCUGAUGACUUUCCGUUUGAGGACUUGAGUGUAACGCGCAACUGUGACUCAAGCAGCACGACUGGCAGCACAGUGAACUCCUCAUUUAGAGGCGCAGGAGACACAGUCCGGGGCACCAUCUCCACUGGCAAGAAGAAGCGGUCAGGCCUGUUUGGAAUUUUCAGCUCAAACAAGAACAACAUUGAUGAAUUCAAGGAUGACUACAGCAAUCUGCCUCCAAAUCAGCGGAGAAAAAAGCUGUUGCAAGAACUGGACAAGACACGAACACAGAUCAACACACUGACACAAGCACGAGAGGGCCUCUUCAAGCUGAAGGGUUCGUAUGAGCAGAAUGCCGCUCUGGGAGACCCUCAGACUAUCCAGGGAGAGAUAAAUGACAUUGGUGCCAAGCUUGAGAAGCUCCAAACAGAUUUGGAGAAGUAUCAGAACUACCUGACGGAGGUGGACAGCCAGAUGGCAACUCCUGAUACACAGAAGCGCUACCGUAAUAGCUUCUCAGAAGGCUCGUUGUCGCGCAGUGCCUCUGAGUCGAGCGUCUCCAACAACCACCAGAACAACAACAAGGGACCCCCAACACCCAUCACUGCGCAUAACAACACAGCCUGCCGUCCUGAAAGUGGCCUUGGAACGAGUCACACAAGCAUCCCUGACGACGAUGGGGACUUUGAAGAGAAUGGCUAUGAAGUGGAUUCGUUUGAGGCAGAGCUUUUGCCAGCUCUGGGUCGAGCUGUGGCCAUUUAUGCUUUCGAUGCCCAGAGUGAGGGUUCUAUCCCGAUGGAGGAAGGGGAGGAGUUCCUGGUAGUGGAGGUCGACCAAGGAGACGGGUGGACGCGGGUGCGACGAGAGAACCUCGAGGAGGGCUUUGUUCCCACCUCCUACCUCGAGUGCACUAUGUUCAACAGCUGCUAGCCCUCCUCUCCUACUUUUCUGCCAGUUUAUAUGGGCAUGGUCCUGUGUUGGUUCUUUUGUGCAUUCCUCUUCGCCAGAUAUGGAUCAGACAGGGAGGAGCAGCUCUGACAGUUGCUGCCACAAAGAGAAAUGGUGGAAGCCACAGCUAGCUUCGACGCUCUCAGUAUGCCCUUUGUUUGUGGUACCAGUGGCCACGUAGGGAUUUAUCGCCCGUCGCUGCGCAGGGAGAGAGAAAAAGAAGUGAUGGGGGGCAGAAAUGCACUUGUAGCUGAUCCUUCUCUUUAGUCACAUGCUCAUGUAGGGAGAAGGCUGAUAGCGCUGAAUUGUAUUGAGCGUUUGUAUAUCUACUAGUUCAUAUCUGUGUGUAUGUACUGUGUGUGUGUGUGUGCAUGCAACUACGGACAGAAAGGGAGAAAUGUGAGGCUUUGUGUGAACUGUUUACAUGGCUGCAUUUGAGCUCACUUAGGAACAAAAAAAAAAAAAAAAGCUAAGGCCUGCAUAUUUAAAUGCUUUCUUUUGAAGCACUCCUUUUUUUUCUUAAUUGGGGGGAAGGGGGGAUGUGUGUUUCGCCAUUUACUGGUUUCAGUGAUGCCAAGAAGGGCGACAUGGUGCGCUUCCCCCAAUCCCAGCUACUACUAGUUAUAAUGCAUGAUGCAGUUAAGAGAUGGCCCCAACUGUGCGCUCCCUUCUGGGUUAUGCUAAAUUUGUACAUAGUUAAGGGAAUGUGUUGUUUCACCUUCCUUCUUGCCUUCUGUGGUCGGCUUCCAAGGCAGUCAGUGAACUCAAGUGUCACCACUGAUGACAUUGUGAGCAGACUUGCUGCAGUAAAAGCAUUGCAGCAACACAAACUUCGUGGAGCAGCACCACCUGAAAUUUCACAUACCCUAUCCAAAGCUGAUGUGUGCAACUAAAGUGGUACACUGGGUAUUGCCUUGUAUGCUUUCUGUUUUGUCUAUUUAUUUUGAAGAUGGCAUUAGGUUAUGCCGGUUUUAAUUUGCCUGCAGCUGCCAUCUGUCUCCUUCUUAUAGAGUAAUGAGAAAUGACAAACUUCCUUUCGGAUGCUUACUGCAAACUUGAGCUGAACCUUUGGCCAUGUACAUUUAAUGGCUUAAAUGUCGCUGCAACAGUGAGGCCGCAGCAUUUUCGUCAUUGUUUCACCAAAAUUGUCAUUGUGCUAACACUAGCACCAGUGGCACAUGUCAAUCGGGGAGUGUCUACGCAGGGCUUAUUUGGCCACUUUCAGGUAUGUGCAUGUUUACAAGAAUCGGGAAUUGCACUUUUGAGAGACUAUAAUGACUAGCGGUUCCCUGUAGUGACAGAGGCUUCCGAGAUGCAGGAAUUCCUCAUAUAUUGAAGAGGUUGCAUUGAAAAGGAGCAUUUUGACUACAUUGUGCCGAAACACUUUCUAUACUCGUACAGUGUGAAGGUCGCACUACCUUCCAGCUGAAGUGGCCUGCAGUGCAUCAGAUUGGAUGUUGCUGUUUUUGCCGAAGUCAAAAGCAAGUCUCAUUGUGAGCAAUACCAGCUCAGCCGUGUGUGCACAAGGUUCACAUGCUUACAAGCACCACGUGUGGCUUCACUCAAUAUGCCUAGGUUUUUGGAAACCAAAUACUGACACUUGUUACUCAAAUGCUUUACCGAGGUGCUAGAAGCAGAGAAAAUACAUUUGCACCGCUGUUGAACUCUCUUCUGUAGAACUCUUUCUAUUUUUGACAUCGACUGUAUUAUGUGCAAAUUCAAAGAUUAUUUUUCCCACAUGCUUUCAAAGCACUAGACUUUUUUGCUACUGUGCCCAACUACCUGCAAGGCUUGCAGUCCAUCCGGAGUGUGUGUGCGCUAGUGUUUGUAUGUGCAUUAGUUGUGCAAGAAAGUACUUUCCCUGUGCUGAAAUAUGUGCGUGCCAUACACAUACGAAGAUGGUGGUAGUACACUUCACAAGAACUGCGGUGACAGUUGUGCGUGGUUGUUGUAGUGUGCUGGGUGGCUGCCUAUUAUGUCGACUGAAAUGAACUUGUUUGCCCCACUCUUGCUAAAUGGAACUUGCCACAAAGUUAACUAAGUGCGUAUAUUGUUCCACCAUGCAAUAACUGUUUUUUGUGCUUCCUGUAUGCGAAGAUGACGCUGUAGAUGUUUUUUGGUGUUAGCUCAUUUGUCCAUGCUGUUUCUGCCACUUUGUGGGCUAGUGAACAAUUGCUUGCUUAAAAUUUCCGUGGGAAGUAUUUCUGAUUGGACUCAUGCCUACUUGAGUUUGACUAUGCCAGCAUGGUUGAUAUCGCGAACUCGUUAACGUCAGGGCCUUUGCCUAAUCAAUGUGUUGCAGGCUGCAGAGAUGUAUGUACCAAUCGAUUUGUGAACAAGUAUUUUACACUUUAGUUUUCACAGCUUGCCACUAGGUGAUCCUUUUUAAAACCUAGAGGGCAAGAAGAUGCAGCCUUUGAAUGAUCAGCUGAAAGUCCUACUAAUAAGCCACACAAACACUUUGCAGCUAGUUAGCUAACCUUUUGGGAAGUGGUCUGUACAUUUUAUGGUCAGACUUGCAUUCUGUGUUGUGUGCACACGGGAAAGCUUCUUGGUCAGCAUACUGCUAGGUGACGCUGUUGUCCACCAUAGAUGUAAAUAUGCGCAAAUCUUAUCAGGUGGCCCAUGAGGUGGGGACUAAGUACUGUAGAGAUAAACAUUCUCAUUUAUUUUUUAAAACAGUGUGGCAUCUUGCCAAAAUGUUUUCUCAAAUUAUAUUUGCAUGCUGUGCAUGGAAUGUAGUUGUCAUUAUUUGUUGUCUAUUUGUUGUUCAAUUUUUUUUUUUUUUUUGCUUAUUGAAGUAACAUACCUAGCUUUUUAAGAGCUUGCGACGUUAUUUUUUUAAUAUAGAGAGUGUUACUACUCUACUCUUCACAAAUGGUCCCAAGAGUGCUGGUAUUUGUCUGUCACAAAAAACAUAUCCAAGACUUUUAGUUGCUUUCUAAUUUCUUGGUUCCUUUUGCCUUGAUCGCGAUCAGCAACAGGAAGACAGAUGGAAAAAUUUGCAGCCUGUGCAGACUUCUCCUGCUGUGAGUGACUUAGCAGAUAAGCUUCGCUGAUUCUGUGUAAGAAUCCAGUCGCGCCUUAUUUUGUUAUAAGAUUCUGUGUUGCAUGCGUGGAGCUCUUUUUAUUUCUCAAGCAGAAUUACUCCCUUGUGUGCUCCUAAGAAGCCAUGGAGGCUUGUUGUAAGGAGUGCACUUUUCAUUUAGUUACAGUGGCUCGUUGUUUUCUGUUUUUAAUUAGCAUGAGAGAGUGAUCAUGUGUGAAUGUAUAGUGCGGCAGUCUUUGAGCUACAUAUUUUUAUGUCUAAUGGCUGGCGCUGUCAUCAGCAGCGCAGUGUCCUGAACAAACGACGUAUUGUGUAACAUUUAUGUAAAUACAGAAGUGUACUUGUCAGUGACCGAGUGUGUGCAACCCUUGCAAAGCCACACAAAUGUAUUCAUUGCAAAAAACUGUGUGCCUCUCCUUCCCUUAGUAUCUGUUUUCAGUGCUCUGUUUCUUUGUUGUUGUUUUUUUUUCCAGCCGUGACUUUAUGGUGGGAUAUUUUAGUGUUUCCUUAGUUAAGUGUGCCCUACAUAGUAUGGUGGCAAAAAUGUGUUUAAAUGAUGUCUUUAAAGUAUUAAUGUCUCAUAAUGAGUCAGCAGCGUUCAGGGUGUGAAGCUAGCCUAAUAUGGGAACCUGGAUGACUAAAUGAAAGGUGUUUGUGUUGUGCAAGAGAAAAAUAAAAGCGCCCGCAGAUUGUAGUAAAAUGAAUGUGCAUGUGAGCGAAUGGUGAAGUUGCCUUGCUGCUGUGAUUUUCCUGCCGCCUCUUUUUUUUUUUUUGUGCAUUUUCUUUCCCACCCAAUACCUGUUGAUGUCCCAGCUACAUUUAUGAAUGACAAUAAAAAUUGUUGACGUAUGUG
Molecule: messenger RNA, 5958 nt
Organism: Rhipicephalus sanguineus (brown dog tick)
Lineage: Eukaryota; Metazoa; Arthropoda; Arachnida; Ixodida; Ixodidae
Gene: Cip4
Product: formin-binding protein 1
Exons: 15
Coding region: 179-2038 (619 amino acids)
Molecular function (GO): protein binding
Source: RefSeq, a predicted model, not a curated record